GCGGCCCCGCCCCGCGUCUAGCCAAUCAGAACGGGGGGCGGUGGGGGCUGUGCAGCCGGGGGGCUGCCGAGCGCCUUUCGCUGUCCAGAGCGCGGCUGGAGCUGGCGGAGGGUCGUGCAGGCCGAGCCCUGUGACCUCGUGCGACAACGGAGCCCCUCGGACUACAAAGGUAGAAGCGCUGGGCCUGGAGCCCAGCCCUAAGGACAUCUGGCAGCCCAGGGGCCAGUGACACCCGCUGUGGGAAGCUGGAGCAUCUCCAGGAUGGUGGAGACUGAGGACCUGCUGCAGCUGCGGCUGCUCAACCUGGAGCUCCUGAGGCAGCUGUGGGCUGGGCAGGAUGCUGUGCGACAGUCGGUGGCCAGGGCGGCCUCAGAGUCCAGCCAGGACUCCAGCAGCAGCUAUGACUCAGAGACGUCAUUGUCUCAAGAGACCUCCUCAACCUCCUCACGAGCCUCCUGCCCUCGGGACAAGUGCUACGUGUGGGGCCCACCACAUGCCCACGGAAGUGACCCCUGUGAUGAGGCCAGCUCGAGGACAGUCUCCCUCCCGCCUGCCAAACGCCAGCACCAGGAGUCCCUGGGCCAGCUGAGAUCCAACUCAGCACCCUGUCUGGCCACCUCAGACUUGGGGGACCCAGAGUUUUCUGCAGGGCUGGGUGAUCUGGGGCCCCAGGAGGAACGGGCCCUGAAGUCCAUCUUGGCUCAACGAAGCAAGCUGUCCAAGCCCAGAGUGAACUUCUCCGAGGAGUCUGCAGUGCCUGAGAGGAGCUGGCGCCUCAGGCCGUACCUGGGCUACGACUGGAUUGCGGGGUCUCUGGACAACAGCUCUCCGGUCACCGGCCAGCCUGAGGCCUUCUUCUCGAAGCUGCAGGAGUUCCGGGAAGCCAACAAGGAGGAGUGUAUUUGCAGCUACCCCGAACCCCAGCUCCUGGGCCUGCCCAAGGGCGGCGGCGCGGAGGAAGACCACGAGUGCGUGUACUGUUACCGGGUCAGCCGACGCCUGUUUCUGGUGCCUUUGGAUCCCGGCACCCCCUGCCGCCUGUGCAGGACACCGCGGGACCAGCGGGGCCCUGAGACCCUGGCGGACCCGGUGCAGGUCAGGGUGAGCAUCCCGCUGUCGAUCCUCGACCCCCCGCACCGGUACCGCAUCCACCGGCGUAAGAGCUUUGAUGCCUCCGACAUGCUGGCCCUGCCGCGGCACUGCCUGCUGGGCUGGGACAUCUUCCCUCCGAAGUCCGAGAAAAGCUCAGCGCCCAAGAGUCUGGACCUCUGGUCCUCUGUCUCCCCCGAGGCCCGGCGCCGGAAGCUGUCAGCGGCCAGCCCUUCCCGCCUGGUGCGGUUUAGGCUUUGCCAGUGCGGGCCCCGCCCCCAACCCCAAUCUGGUCAGAACCCCAGGUCGCCUGGCCCCGUGCCCCACGGCAGAAACCUUGAGGACUGACCACUUGGAGGGACAGCGCUCCUGCCACCUCUAGCCUCUGCCCUCUGGCAGGGGCACCCACUGCAUGGAAGCCUCCACCUGGUCUCGGCUGGCGGUGGCUCCGGCCCUGCCCUGCUAGGUCGGGCAGGUGGGCCGCCCAGGCCUGUCCCCUGCCUGGGGUUCACAGGGGGCACUUCUGGGUGGAAGGUAAGGGGAUUCUGUGGCAGGCUUGUAAAUAAAGCUCAGG
Molecule: messenger RNA, 1663 nt
Organism: Propithecus coquereli (Coquerel's sifaka)
Lineage: Eukaryota; Metazoa; Chordata; Mammalia; Primates; Indriidae
Gene: MIIP
Product: migration and invasion inhibitory protein
Exons: 11
Coding region: 262-1437 (391 amino acids)
Biological process (GO): negative regulation of cell migration; negative regulation of G2/M transition of mitotic cell cycle
Source: RefSeq, a predicted model, not a curated record